Ixodes scapularis (black-legged tick) is the source of this 1909-nucleotide messenger RNA. RefSeq names its product acetylcholinesterase-like. The coding region runs from base 134 to 1801 and encodes 555 amino acids. Lineage: Eukaryota; Metazoa; Arthropoda; Arachnida; Ixodida; Ixodidae. The transcript is spliced from 4 exons. Gene Ontology annotation, cellular component: plasma membrane. Gene Ontology annotation, biological process: choline metabolic process; acetylcholine catabolic process. The record is from RefSeq and is a predicted model, not a curated record. Gene Ontology annotation, molecular function: acetylcholinesterase activity.
AGAAAGAACAGUGCUCUACAGACGUCCAGUGCGGAGGGUUCGAAUCAUCUAAAACGUGCCAGGGACGAGCGAAGUACACAUUUCAGCGGCCAAUUCUUCCAGCACUUGACACAGAAUAGACAGCCUCUAGAAGAUGAAGGGGCAGAGGUCAGCCCACCUGUUGCUGCUCUCCUGCAUGGCUCUCACGGCUGCGGCUCACGCUGGCGACGACGGGGAGGGACCAGUCGUACACACGAAGGCUGGCUGUGUGAGGGGAUUCCGCCAGGAGCUGAAUGGCAAAGUUGUUAAUUCCUUUACCGGCAUUCGGUAUGGCAAGGCCCCAGUCGGAGCACUCCGUUUCCGGGAGCCGCAUCCCGCGGAGCCGUGGACCGACGUUGCGGAUGCCACCCGACCGGCUCCAGUGUGCAUCCAAGUCAAUAUCCAGCAAAGUGGUCUGUCGAGGGAGCAGGACAGCCGCGCCCAGACCGAAGACUGUUUAUUCCUGAACGUCUGGAGCCCAGCAAGGAACAACAGUGCUUCGGACCUGGCAGUUAUGGUGUGGAUCCAUGGUGGUGCAUUACAUUCCGGCUCCUCCUCUUCGAGCAUCUAUGACGGUGCAUUCCUGGCCGCGUACGGCGAUGUCGUAGUCGUUUCGAUGAACUACAGGCUGGGAUCCUUGGGCUUUUUGUACCAAGACAGCCUUUUUGCCCCUGGAAAUCAGGGUCAUCUCGAUCAGUCGCUUGCGUUGCAUUGGGUGUGGGACAACAUAGCCGCUUUCGGAGGAGAUCGAGAGAGUGUUACCCUUUUCGGUGAAAGCGCAGGGUCAAUGUCCGUAGAGUUCCACCUCCUUUCUCCAGUCUCAAGAGCGCUCUUUAAAAGGGCUAUUAUGCAAAGCGGAGCUUUGUGUAGCCAUGCGUGGAGGGCCAGUGACCCCAGGCUACGCAUGAAAGUUCAUAGGAUGGCCAUGUACUUGAAUUGCACCAAUUUGUCUGCGCCCCACUUCGGUCUCCAAGAGAAUGUGAUUGAGUGCUUGCGACAGGCAGACCCCGUGCGUAUCAGAGUUGCAGAAGGGUUGGUUUGUCCCGGUAAGUUCUGCUUCCGGACAGUCUCUGGGGUGCCCUCCCUGCAACAUGAGCCCUGUAGUACAGAGUGUCAAGGAAACAAAGACAUAUUGAUUGGUCACGUAAUUAACGAAGGUGCAAUGUUUGCUACUAAUUCCUUCCCGGCUGUGUUCCAGUCCGGCUCGCCCAAGAAUUUAACGAAAAUUGAGACACUCCUUUUGCUAGCGCCAUUGCUAUCCCCGUUGAGUCCCGAACUUUUAAACGAGCUUCAUAAUCUUUAUACACACGGCCUCGAAGACACCGACUAUGAGGAGCUGAGACGAGCGGUCCAGGACGCUUGGGGCGACAAGGUCAUAACCUGUCCAUCCAGAGAAACUUCAGCGAGGUUGGCCAGUAAUACAAAUAACUCAAUCUUCUAUUACAUAUUAAAUCACACUUCUUCGAGUUCACCCCAGAGACCCUGGUACGGGAUGACACACGUCGACGACGUUCUGUACGUCUUCCGAAGGCCAGUUGUUGAGAAAGCAUCUUCCGAGGACCAGACUUACAGCAAGAAAUUGAUGGGAUUGUGGACUUCAUUUGCCAAGCAUGGAAAAACACAUCUCGUGGAGGCGUAUCAAUGGCCCCAGCUUGUACCUGGUAACCUUGCUGCCAUGAAGAUCACGAACAGACCACCAGAGCAGACAGUGCUCAACUUGGGAGAACGUUGCCGUUUCUGGAGUCGGUUGUUUCUGCAUUACAACCAGUCUGCUCUCUCGUAACAUUCCAAAUACGUCGGACUGUUGAAAAAAAAAGAAAAGAAAAAAAAUGCAGAUUUGUGUGAGAAUAAAAUAUAUUUUUGAAAGGCUUGCGGCAAACUAUGAAGACAA